Penicillium robsamsonii is the source of this 891-nucleotide messenger RNA. Its product is annotated as Survival protein SurE-like phosphatase/nucleotidase. The record is from RefSeq and is a predicted model, not a curated record. Lineage: Eukaryota; Fungi; Ascomycota; Eurotiomycetes; Eurotiales; Aspergillaceae. The transcript has 3 exons. Gene Ontology annotation, molecular function: nucleotidase activity. The coding region runs from base 1 to 891 and encodes 296 amino acids.
AUGCGGUUUCACAUCCUUGCAUUAUUCCCUCUGGCUGCUAGUGCGGUCAACAUCGUCUCAUCCAACGAUGAUGGCUGGGCGGAAGUGAACAUCCGCGCUCUAUUCGAGUCCCUAGGAGCGGCAGGGCAUUCAGUUAUUGUAUCUGCGCCCGCCGAGAACCAGAGUGGCACGGGGUCAAAGCAAAAAGAGCCGACUACCUUGACUGAGCCGUGUGAGUUCAAUAGCUGCCCUUCUGGCAGCCCGGCCGUGGGAUUUAAUUCCUCAGAGCCCCGACUGGGAUAUGUCAAUAGCUACCCGGUGACAUCGAUGAAAGAUGGCAUCGAUUCGCGUGCCCCUCAAUUCUUUAACGGCCCUCCUGAUUUGGCGGUCGCAGGCCCGAAUGUCGGCCGUAACAUUGGCCUCACAGUUUACAUUUCGGGCACAGUGGGUGCCGCCACCUACGCUGCACACGCUGGAAUCCCCGCUAUCGCCUUCUCGGGCGCUACCGGAUCCCAGACUUCAUGGGACACCGCGCGGCCUCACUACAGUGAUGUCUAUGCCGAUUUGGCAACUAACUUGACAAACCAGGUGGUUGCUGCUGGCAAACCGUACCUACCAAGCGAUAUCUGGCUGAACGUCAACUUUGGAAAAGUUUCUGACUCCAGAUGCACAAAUCCGGCUGAUUUCUCUUUCGUCCUCUCUCGCAUCCAGAUUGCACUUCCAUUUAUUACGCCGGAUGAUGUGACCACGUGCGGCCGUUCGAGAUUGCCAAGCGAACUUGAAGUGUCACUAGCGUCUGGAUGUUAUGCAAGUGUCUCGGUCGGGGUGGCAGCGUCGAAGAGCGACGCCAACGCUACGAUGCAGGGGGUUGUUUUGAAGAACCUGGGCAAUUUGUUGACUUGUCUACCAUGA